Arabidopsis thaliana (thale cress) is the source of this 3036-nucleotide messenger RNA. Its product is annotated as myosin heavy chain, embryonic smooth protein. The transcript is spliced from 6 exons. The record is from RefSeq and is marked reviewed. The coding region runs from base 387 to 2402 and encodes 671 amino acids. Lineage: Eukaryota; Viridiplantae; Streptophyta; Magnoliopsida; Brassicales; Brassicaceae.
AAAAAGACUCUCUCUCUCCCAUUUACAUCUCUUCAUCUUCUUCUCUUUCUGCAUUUUGUGACUAAAUUUGUUCCGAUCUCCGAAAAAUAUGAAAUCUUAUUAGAAAAAUACCGGAAAAGAAACAGAUUAGUACAUUCGAUUCAGCACCUUCAAGUAAGCAUAUCCACACCUCUUCUGGUCUUUUAUGAUAUUUUUUCUUAUCUUUUUUUAAAAAAACUUAUAUAAUUGAUCUUUGAUCCAAGUUGUCUCUGUUUUUCAAUUUCGGGAUUUGGAACUAUAUAUUGUAGGAUCGUGACAAUUCCGAAUUUCAGAUUUCGAUCGAUCAUCUUUUCAAGUAUUAGUGCGGUUGCAGAACACAAAAUAAGAGGAAUUGCUUGAUUAUAGCUAUGGAAGAAGCAACAAAAGUGAGUUCAGACGUCCCUCAAGCUAAGGAAGUGACAAAGGAAGAUACUGUCAUGGAGAAAGAAGAGGAGGAUACAAUAUUUGAUGGUGGAUUUGUAAAAGUUGAGAAAGAAGGGAUCAACAAAAAGUAUGAUGAUGAUGAUGAUGAGAAAGCAGAGAAGCAGUUGAAGUCUUUAGAAGAUGCUUUGCAGUUACAUGAUGUUAAACAUAAGGAACUAACUGAAGUUAAGGAAGCUUUUGAUGGGUUAGGUCUCGAGCUUGAGAACUCGAGAAAGAAGAUGAUAGAGUUGGAGGACAGGAUAAGAAUUUCUGCUUUAGAGGCAGAGAAACUUGAAGAGCUUCAAAAGCAAAGUGCAUCAGAACUUGAAGAGAAACUAAAGAUUUCAGAUGAAAGAUACUCCAAAACAGAUGCUCUUUUAUCUCAAGCUUUGUCCCAAAACUCUGUUCUUGAGCAGAAACUGAAAUCUUUGGAGGAAUUAUCCGAGAAAGUAUCUGAAUUAAAAUCUGCUUUGAUAGUGGCUGAAGAGGAAGGAAAGAAGUCGAGCAUUCAGAUGCAGGAAUACCAAGAAAAGGUAAGUAAAUUGGAGUCAUCUUUGAACCAAUCAUCGGCGAGAAACUCAGAGCUUGAAGAAGAUUUGAGAAUUGCUUUGCAGAAAGGUGCAGAGCAUGAAGAUAUUGGAAAUGUGAGUACUAAGCGCAGCGUUGAACUACAAGGUCUAUUCCAAACAUCUCAGUUAAAACUAGAGAAAGCAGAGGAAAAAUUGAAAGACUUGGAAGCAAUACAAGUGAAAAACUCGAGCCUUGAAGCUACUUUAAGCGUUGCAAUGGAGAAAGAGAGGGACUUGUCAGAAAAUCUUAAUGCUGUGAUGGAGAAGCUGAAAUCCUCUGAAGAGAGACUUGAGAAGCAAGCAAGAGAAAUAGACGAAGCUACCACAAGAAGCAUAGAGCUUGAAGCUUUGCAUAAACACUCAGAGCUUAAAGUUCAAAAGACAAUGGAGGAUUUUAGUAGCAGAGAUACAGAGGCCAAGUCUUUGACUGAGAAAUCAAAAGAUCUCGAGGAGAAAAUAAGAGUAUAUGAAGGGAAAUUGGCUGAAGCAUGUGGUCAAUCACUGUCUUUGCAAGAAGAACUUGAUCAGUCGUCUGCGGAGAAUGAGUUACUAGCAGAUACAAACAACCAGCUCAAGAUCAAGAUUCAAGAACUUGAAGGAUAUCUGGAUUCUGAGAAGGAAACCGCAAUCGAAAAGUUAAACCAGAAAGACACAGAAGCUAAAGACUUGAUUACAAAGUUGAAAUCCCAUGAAAACGUAAUCGAGGAGCACAAAAGGCAGGUUCUUGAAGCAUCUGGAGUUGCUGAUACUAGAAAAGUGGAGGUAGAAGAGGCUUUGUUGAAACUUAACACUCUUGAGUCUACAAUCGAAGAGCUUGAGAAAGAGAAUGGAGAUUUGGCUGAAGUGAAUAUAAAGCUGAACCAGAAACUAGCAAAUCAAGGGUCAGAGACCGACGAUUUUCAGGCUAAGCUCUCUGUUUUAGAGGCUGAGAAAUAUCAACAAGCUAAAGAACUUCAGAUAACCAUAGAAGAUCUAACAAAACAGCUUACUUCUGAAAGAGAAAGACUACGAUCACAGAUCUCUUCCCUUGAAGAAGAGAAAAACCAAGUCAAUGAGAUAUAUCAGAGCACAAAGAAUGAGCUCGUAAAGCUUCAAGCACAACUCCAAGUAGACAAGUCUAAAUCCGAUGAUAUGGUAUCCCAAAUCGAGAAGCUCAGUGCCUUGGUUGCUGAAAAGUCGGUGUUGGAGUCAAAAUUUGAACAAGUAGAAAUACAUUUGAAAGAAGAGGUGGAAAAAGUAGCAGAAUUGACCUCAAAAUUGCAGGAACAUAAACAUAAGGCGAGUGACCGAGAUGUGCUUGAAGAGAAAGCAAUUCAGCUUCAUAAAGAGCUUCAAGCUUCUCACACAGCCAUUUCUGAACAGGUUAAUAAAUAUUUCUUUAGCUUCUUCUAACUUUAUAUCUAAUUGUGCUUAGUAUAUAUUCUUGAGUUAUGAUACUUUCUUCUGUGGGGGAAACAGAAAGAAGCCUUGUCUCAUAAGCAUUCAGAGUUGGAAGCUACUUUAAAGAAAUCACAAGAAGAGCUUGAUGCUAAAAAAUCUGUGAUCGUUCAUCUCGAAUCGAAGUUGAAUGAGCUUGAACAGAAAGUGAAGCUUGCAGAUGCUAAAUCUAAGGAAACUGAGUCUACGGGAAAAGAGGAAGAAGUAGAAGUGAAAUCUCGAGACAGUGACUUAUCUUUUUCAAAUCCAAAGCAAACUAAGAUCAAGAAGAACUUGGAUGCUGCUUCGUCUUCAGGGCACGUUAUGAUUCAGAAAGCUGAAACAUGGCAUCUCAUGACAUUGAAGAUCGCACUUGGAGUGGCUCUUGUCUCUGUCAUUCUAGGUAUCAUUGUUGGGAAAAAUUAUUGAUUUCUUUUUGUUAUAUUUAUGAAAGAUUUGUUUGUUUGAUUGUUUCGUGGUUCUAAGAAUUUUUGCUUCUACCAUACUUUUAUUUCUUAUUGACCAAGCAAGACCACACUAGAAUCUGAUUCAUUCUAACAAUAUCGUUGGAAUUUGGAAACCGUUCAUCGAAAUUGAAUUGAAAAAUGAU